GGAAAUUAGUAAACUAGUAAGAAAAUGGAAGAGCAACUGCCCACAUAUUCCCCUUCGGGGCUACCCUUCUGAGUCUGGAUUCGAAUAGUUACCAAAAUUGAAAGGAGAUGUGAUCCUCCAAGCGCUCGUUUUUACCAUGCCCAAAUCACAAAUGAUCAUGUUUUCAUAUAGAAAACCAAAAAAGAGAAACAGAGUUCUGUGUCUUUUUAUUUGAACGUGCUUUCAACCCUGCUGAAGAUGUAGAGUACUGUGGACUGAGAAUUGAUAUUUGGUACUCGUCCCUUCAUGAUUAUGUCAGUAUCGCUCCGUAUGCACCCUUUGAACCAUUCGAUUCUGCCUUUUAUCCUCAUCUGGGUACAGUCAAAACUGCUCUCUGCCAUGCCUAGAACAACUCAAGAGAGAGAGAGAGAGAGAUGGUACGUACCCAGAUUCCACUGAGAUAUUUGCCAUUGAUUUUGAAGGACAAUGCAACAGGGGAGGGCAGACAGAGGCAGUUAGCUUUGUUGCCUCGGCGUGCCCUUUAUCCUCUUGGAUUCGGGAAAAGGAGAAAUGGAAAUGGAAGCGAGGAAAAGCUCUCGUAAACGUCUCAGAGCAAAGGUCUGCAGAGAAAACAGAAGAAGGGUGAUUCGAAAAGAGGGCAUGAGAGCUUUGGAGAAAGCAUUGGAUUGCCUCAGACCACUUGUCGAGACCAAGACGUGGGAUUACUGCGUUGUUUGGAAGUUGGGAGACGACCCUUCGAGGUUUGUUGAAUGGAUGGGAUGCUGUUGCAGUGGAGGAUAUGAUCACCACAGUAAUGAUAUUUUGGUUAAAGAGGAAACGGAGGGUUGCCAUAUACAUUUGCCUUCCAUUUGCAGGGAUACCCACAUUCAGCAUCACUUGAGGACUAAGGCUUGUGAGGCCCUUGCCCAUUUGCCCUCAUCCAUACCCUUAUAUGUUGGGAUUCAUGGAGAGGUGGUGGCAUCUACCCAACCAAGGUGGCUCAGCCAUGCCAAUGUGUUGGAUUCAAAUCUCUCACAGGAAUCAUCUGGAACACAAGUUCUGAUCCCAGUUGUUGGAGGACUUAUUGAGCUCUUCACUGCAAAAAACAUGCCCAGAGAUCCAAAGAUCAUAGAACAUGUUAAAGAUCAGUGUACUGUCACUUGCGAACAAGAAGCCAUAACUGGACACUGCUAUACAUGCGAGCAGCCUCACCAUGAGCAUGUACGUAGCAGCACAUUUCCUCACUAUUAUUUCAGUUCCAUUCCUGGCACCCAGUCUCCUCCUUCGGCUAUACCAAUUAGCUCCUGUCCUAGCUUUGAAGGAACAUCCAGUGGUUCCAAUCAUUCAAAUGAACAUCACGCAUUUGAUUCAGGUUCUUUGACUAUGUCUCACAUGGCACUGUCACUUGGCAAAUCUCACCGGCCUCCAAGGCCGGAAUGGGCUGAAAAUUUUCCAAAUCAAGAGAUUAGUAUGGUUUUGGUUGGAGGCAAUCAUGUUUCUGAUAACAAAGCUAAUAUGAGGGCAUCCCAGAGGCCAGAACAGGAAAAAUACCAAUCGAAAAAUCUUGUCACGGAGAGGAACCGGAGGAACAGAAUCAGAGAUGGACUCUUUACACUGCGAGCUCUAGUCCCCAAGAUUUCCAAGAUGGACAGAGCUGCAACCCUUGGAGAUGCAAUUGGAUACAUUGAGGAGUUGCAAAAGGAGGUGAAGAAACUCAAGCAAGAGAUCUUGGAGAUUGAUGAAGAGGCCAGCAACUGGAACAAUGUUAAAUGGCAGACUUCAGAACUGAAGGGAGGAUAUGGAGGCAAGGGAAAUUCACCUGCAAUUGGAUGCAAUGAAAGUCGCUCUCCCACUGGCAAAAUGAAACAAUUUGAGGUACAAGAACCCACAAAUCCUCUAGUUUUCACUUCUCACCCUUCCUCCAAAUUUAACACACGCACACACAAGAGGAUGCCUUUCCAUACUGAUUGUUGGCAGGGGCAAGUCGAAGUGCAUCAGAUAGGCAAAAGCAAUUUCUUGCUGAAGAUAUUGAGUGAGCAUAAGCAGGGAGGGUUUGCAAAGCUGAUGGAGGCCAUUAAUUACCUAGGUCUUCAAGUAGUUGAUGCCAACGUUACCACGUUUGAUGGGAAAGUCUUGAACAUUCUCAAGGUGGAGGCAGGAUUGAAGGAGAUGCAACCAAAGAAAUUGAGAGAGUCCUUGUUCAAACUACUAGAUUUGAUAAAAGAUGGGAACCCAUGAACAGCAGGGAGCAGUGUUGAUAGGAUUAGCUACUGAGUUGUUUAAUUAACAUCAUGAACAGAAAAAGAAAAAAAUUGCUUAGGAUGAGGCUCAAACUAGGGUACUAAGUCUCAACCUUUGAUUUGAAUUUGUAUAGAAAGGAAGGAGUUUACCAAAGUGGUAUACUUUGAUUGUUAUUUACCUUUGAAAUGUAAAUCUUCAAAGAAGAAGAAGAAGAAGAUUGUUGCAA
Malania oleifera is the source of this 2446-nucleotide messenger RNA. Its product is annotated as transcription factor bHLH90. The coding region runs from base 550 to 2217 and encodes 555 amino acids. Gene Ontology annotation, biological process: regulation of DNA-templated transcription. The record is from RefSeq and is a predicted model, not a curated record. The transcript is spliced from 6 exons. NCBI's taxonomy places the organism in Eukaryota, Viridiplantae, Streptophyta, Magnoliopsida, Santalales, Ximeniaceae. Gene Ontology annotation, molecular function: protein dimerization activity; DNA-binding transcription factor activity; sequence-specific DNA binding. Gene Ontology annotation, cellular component: nucleus.